Messenger RNA from Talpa occidentalis (Iberian mole), 811 nucleotides. RefSeq names its product dynein light chain Tctex-type 4 (gene DYNLT4). Gene Ontology annotation, cellular component: cytoplasmic dynein complex; cytoplasm. Gene Ontology annotation, molecular function: dynein intermediate chain binding. NCBI's taxonomy places the organism in Eukaryota, Metazoa, Chordata, Mammalia, Eulipotyphla, Talpidae. The record is from RefSeq and is a predicted model, not a curated record. Gene Ontology annotation, biological process: microtubule-based movement. Bases 137 to 796 code for a protein of 219 amino acids. The transcript is spliced from 2 exons.
GCCCCUCCCACUGCCGAGGGCGGUGGAACAAGGAGAGAUUGGAGGCCAAAGGCUCCCGGUGACUCAGGUGCCUGCCUGCAGGAGUUUCGAGAAGAGAGGGCAGCAUCCCAGAACUGAAUUUGGAGUCCGCAGAUCCAUGGCUGGAAGACCUGCGUUCCCUGGACGUCAGGAAGAGGAGGCUGCUAGAGACCCAGGGCUGAAACUAUCACCGGCACAGCCCCCAGGCCGCCUGCCCAGCAUUGAUGAGGCGCGACCGGCAGUGCCCGGCCCGGCUUCCCGCCGGGGCUCGGUGCUGGGCCUGGCCUCGUCCUUUUCACGGCGCAACUCGCUGGCCGGGCCAGGCUUGGGUGCUGGAGGUCGGCGACCAUCCCAAGGCCCUGUGCCCCCUCUAGGCUCGCGGGUCAGCUUCUCGGGGCUGCCCCUGGCGCCUGCCCGUCGGGUGGCGCCCUCGUACCGCACGGAGCCCGCACCCGGGGAGCGCUGGGAGGCAGCAGGCGCACAGCGGGCUCUGGAGGCGGCGCUAGCCUCGCGGCUGCGCGAUGCAAGCUAUUCGGGCGCAGAAGCAGGGUCGCUGGCCCGGGAGCUCUGCGAGCAGGUGCGAGUGCGCUUGCGCGAGCUCUGCCCCCCGCGCUACAAGCUGGUGUGCAGCGUGGUGCUGGGGCCGCGCGCCGGCCAGGGCGUGCGCGUCGUCAGCCGCGCGCUCUGGGACGCGGCCCGCGACGGGCUGGCUUCUGCCUCCUUCACCAACGCUUCGCUCUUUGCCGUGGCCACGGUCCACGGGCUCUACUGCGAAUGAGAUGGCCUUCCAGUU